This is a messenger RNA of Dermatophagoides pteronyssinus (European house dust mite), 2940 nucleotides long. Its product is annotated as ionotropic receptor 25a-like. Lineage: Eukaryota; Metazoa; Arthropoda; Arachnida; Sarcoptiformes; Pyroglyphidae. The record is from RefSeq and is a predicted model, not a curated record. Gene Ontology annotation, cellular component: membrane. Gene Ontology annotation, molecular function: ligand-gated monoatomic ion channel activity; signaling receptor activity. Gene Ontology annotation, biological process: monoatomic ion transport.
AUGAUAAUGAUUGUCAAAUAUAACUUUGAAUAACAACAAAAAUGUUUGCAAAUAAAUGGAUACUUUUGAUAUUGUUUAUAUUGAAAAUUGAUACAUCGCAAACGAAUCGAUUUAAAAUUGUUAUCAUCAGUGAUGAUGUACAAAAUAAUCGUACACGUUCAAGUAUUGAAGGAUUAAAAUCAGCAAAUGUAGAUUUUGAUACGGAAAUUAUUGAAUUAUCAUCAUCCAUUAUGAAUGAUGGUCAAUUAUGUGAAAGAUUAUUUAGUACAUCAUCUCAAUCACAAUCGGUUUAUUAUCGAUUACCAAUAUUUGGUUUGGAUUUAAGUGAAUCGAUUACGGCUAAAAUAAUGGCAAGAAAAAUGGGUAUACCAAGUUUACGUGCCGGUACUUGGGCACAAUCACAACAGGAUAAUUUAGCAUGGAAAAAUUUGAAUGAAAUUGAAGAAAAUCUUUAUGUUUCAGUACUUACACCUGAAGCAACUAUAUUACAAUUGAUUAAAGAUUUAUCCGAACAAUUUCAAUUAAAACAUAUUGUUAUUAUUUAUGAUCAAACAUUUAAAAAAGCUGUUGGUGGUCAUAUUUUCAAAAAUCUUAAACAUAAAGAAAUCUAUUGGUCAUCAAUGAUCAAUAAUCGUACGAUUGAAAAAACAUUGGAUGAUUUAAAAUAUAAUCAUCAAUAUGGUGAAACAUUUUUUAUACUUGGUUCGAUUUCAAUGUUAAAUCGUCUUGUGGAAAUGGCUCAUCAACGAUCAUUAUUACGUGGACAACGAAAAUGGUAUUUCAUAUCAAAGGAAAAAGGUCGAUUUCAAUGUAAUGAUUGUAAUAAUGUAAAAGUUUAUCUUUCACAACCAAUCAAAUCACAUUUACAUCAUUAUGAAUAUAAUACACCGGAAAAUCUAACAGCCGAUAGUUAUCAUAUUGUUGAUAAUUAUUUCUAUUAUGAUUUAUCAAGAUUUUAUGUUGAAACUAUUGAUCAUAUGCUGAAUAAUAAUAAUCAACAAUCAUUAUUGAAUGAAAUUACCUAUCCUACAUGUGGUAAACAUUUAACUGAACCACAAUUAAAUGAACGUCGAAAUUUUAAACUAUAUGAAACAUUUACAACAAGAUUUAUGUAUGGAUUAUUUGGACAAUUUAUAUUUGAUCGUAAUUCAAAACUUAAUUAUCAAGAAUUAAGUAUGCGAAUCAAUGAAAUUGAAUUUUCAAUGGGUAAAGUAAAACAAGUGAAAAAAAUUGCCGAAUGGGAAUUUGAAGGACAAUUUGGACGUUUAUAUUUUACAUCACCACAAGAACGAAAAGAACAGGAAGGAUUACCACAUUAUGAGAUUGUAACACUUAUUGAAGCACCAUUUAUAAUGAUGAAAGAUGAUAAUCAAACAACAGGAAAUGAUAGAUUCUAUGGUUAUUGUAUUGAUUUGAUGAAAGAAAUUGUUAAUAGUAGUGAUUUUAAAUUUGAUUAUACAUUACGUGUAGUGGAUGAUGCAAUGUAUGGACAUAAAAAUGAAAAUGGUGAAUGGACCGGUUUGAUCGGUGAAUUACAUAGUAAAAGAGCCGAUAUAGCAUUAGCACCGAUAUCGGUAAUGGCUGAACGUGAAAUUGUUGUCGAUUUUACCGUACCAUAUUAUGAUUUAGUUGGUAUAACAAUAUUGAUGAAAAAAACUACAACUAAAUCACAUUUAUUUAAAUUUUUAACCGUACUUGAAACAAAAGUUUGGCUAUGUAUUUUGGCUGCAUAUUUUUUCACCAGUUUUUUAAUGUAUCUAUUCGAUCGGCUUAGUCCAUAUAGUUUUCAUAAUAAUCGUGAAAAAUAUAAAAAUGAUGAAGAACAACGUGAAUUUACAUUGAAAGAAUGUUUAUGGUUUUGUAUGACAUCGCUGACACCACAAGGUGGCGGUGAAGCACCAAGAAAUCUUUCCGGACGAUUAGUUGCCGCAACUUGGUGGUUAUUUGGAUUUAUCAUUAUCGCUUCGUAUACGGCUAAUUUGGCUGCAUUUCUUACCGUAUCACGAUUAGAUUCACCGAUUGAAAAUCUUGAUGAUUUAGCUCGACAAUAUAAAAUAAAAUAUGCACCACAAUCAGGAACAGCAACAUCAACUUAUUUCGAACGAAUGGCCGGAAUUGAAGAAAAAUUUUAUGAAAUAUGGAAGGAUAUGUCAUUGAAUGAUAGUCUUAGCGAUGAUGAGCGUGCAAAAUUGGCUGUAUGGGAUUAUCCAGUUAGUGAUAAAUAUACAAAAAUUUGGUCACAGAUAAUCGAAGCAGGUAUGCCAACAACAUUUGCCGAAGGUAUUGAACGUGUAAAACGAAGCGAUCCAGCUGGUGAAUCAUUUGCUUUUAUAGCUGAAUCAACAUUGGUUAAAUAUGCUGUCAUGACCAAUUGUGAAUUACAAAGUGUUGGCAAUGAAUUUAGUCGUAAACCGAUUGCAUUGGCCGUUCAACAGAAUUCCGAUUUAAAAGAUAAAUUAAGUAGCGCCAUAUUGAAACUAUUGAAUCAAAGACGAUUAGAAAAUCUGAAAGAAAGUUGGUGGAAUAAUAAUGAUGCAGUGAAAAAAGAAUGUCAAGAUUCACGAAGACAAAGUGAUGGUAUCAGUAUUAAUAAUAUUGGCGGUGUAUUCAUUGUUAUAUUUAUUGGUGUUAUAUUGGCAUGUAUUUCAUUGGUUAUUGAAUAUUGGUAUUUUAAGAAAAAAGAAUCCAAAGUCAUAACGAUUAAUGAAGGAAAAAAAUCCAAACAUUUUGGUAAUAGUGCUGUACCGGAUUUAAGCGCCGAUUUUAAUAUUAAUCAAGAACGAAUGAUGAGACAAUUAAGAUCGACACGUAAUUUUAAUAGUAAUUUCAUUCAUCAUCAUUAUUAAAUUAUUUACUGGAAAUUUCACAAUUGAAAUUUAAUUGUAGAUUUUAGAUAUUAUAGAUUAGAAUAAUAAUAAUAAUAAUUUAUUAAAAUUCAAU